This is a messenger RNA of Branchiostoma floridae (Florida lancelet), 956 nucleotides long. RefSeq names its product zinc finger CCHC domain-containing protein 10-like. The record is from RefSeq and is a predicted model, not a curated record. Lineage: Eukaryota; Metazoa; Chordata; Leptocardii; Amphioxiformes; Branchiostomatidae. Bases 252 to 686 code for a protein of 144 amino acids. Gene Ontology annotation, molecular function: nucleic acid binding; zinc ion binding. The transcript is spliced from 4 exons.
UUCACUUUUGUUGCGGUGUAGGGGCAAAGGUCAGAUAACAUUUGCGUGGACGGGACAAAAUAUUCGUCGAUUUUCACCAGUUUUCCUGUGAUCUCUGACGAGUUUGGGACACGUUGAGACAACCAGAGACGUACAGAAGAAACUGAGGGUUCCAAACUGCUUGGAAGAACCUCUCAGACUGUCUUACGAAAGACACUGUGCGGCACCUUGACCUGUUUGCUGAGGAAAGAAGAGGCGCCAACAAAAUCAAGAUGGCCUCUCCCAUACAAAAAUAUAUUCUGGAGAAAAAAGCCGCCGAGAACAAGCAGAACGUGCGGUGUCAGAAGUGCCUGGAGCUGGGACACUGGACGUACGAGUGCACGGGGAAGAGGAAAUACACCCACCGACCGUCCCGCACUGUGGAGAUGAAGAAAAAACUCAAGGCUAAUGAACAGCAGAAACUGGCUAUCAUGCCACCAGAGGGAGCAGCUGCUAAAAAGGAGAAAGUGAAAAAGAAGAAAAGGACCAAGAGCUCCAGCAGCAGUGACAGUUCAUCUGACAGUGACUCGUCAUCAGACUCCUCCUCAGACUCCAGUACAGACUCAGACUCUGACUCCAGCUCCAGCUCCAGUAGCAGCUCCAGCAGUAGUUCCAGCAGUGAGGAGGAGAGGAAGAAGAGAAAAAGGAAGAGAAGAAGGAAAGAAUAGCAGUGUGAAUAGUCUAUAGUUUUAAGGACGUAAGAUGGCACUAAGACCGUAGAUUUGAAAGUGUGAGAGCCAGAGCUUAGCAUUUUCAAAGGCACUUCAGUAUCAACCAGUGAUCCUGCUAUCAUCUGAGGUAACAUUUGUUAGAAACAAGUGCUCAAUGUCCAAUUGUAUUACAUUGUACCUUAUACUAUAUAUUCUCGUGUAAUGUACAAUAGCCAAUGUAUGCAGAAAUAAACUCAAUGUUCAUUUUCAUGAUUUUGUGAAGUCCUU